This is a messenger RNA of Phytophthora nicotianae INRA-310, 690 nucleotides long. RefSeq lists its product as hypothetical. Gene Ontology annotation, molecular function: ATP binding; protein kinase activity. The coding region runs from base 1 to 690 and encodes 229 amino acids. The transcript has a single exon. Gene Ontology annotation, biological process: protein phosphorylation. Lineage: Eukaryota; Oomycota; Peronosporomycetes; Peronosporales; Peronosporaceae. The record is from RefSeq and is a predicted model, not a curated record.
AUGUGGGCCAACAAGGGCUCGAAAUCAUUGUUUCAGAACUUUAUUACGGACAACAUAUCUCCAUGGGUGGCGCGUUUGUCCCUUGCCUGCCAGUAUUUGGGCGUUGAUGUGGUGGAGGGCGAUGCAUUUCUCGGCCGUGGCGCUCAUGGACGCGUAUUUAGAGUCAUUAGGCGGGAUGGCGAAGUUUUCGCGCUAAAAAUCGUGGAGAAAUGUUCGGUGGGACGUCUUUAUCAAGAGGAAAGGGCCUUGACAAUUGCCCAGCAGACAGGCUUGACGGCUAGUCCUGUGGGAAAGAUCAUCGAAACUCCUGAAAGCGCGGCGUUAUUGCUUUCUCCUGUGGGGAAACCUCUGCCUCGACCGACGACACGACACGAAGUACUAAGCCUCUUUGAAAUGCUGAGGCAACUCCACAAGAAUGGUCUGGUCCAUGGAGAUCCUCGCGUGCCGAAUGUGAUCCUCGAUGGGGAAAAGCCUCUCUGGAUUGAUCUUAUGGAAGUGAUGGAAGCGAGCCCCACUUUGAAACAAAUUGAUGCUGAAAUUCUCACACGGUCCAUCCUCAGUGUCUCUCCGACCAUUUUGCUGGACCCGGCGCUGAAGGAGUUAAUUGACUACUUUGGCAAGAGCGAUACGUCAGAAAGUCUUAAUAAUCUGGCCGAAGUAGUCUGUGAUAGCUUGACAUUUUUAAAUUAG